AUGCCUUCAGCCAUAUUUUCGGAGCCAGUCUCCCUGCCAAAAUGGCAGCGGCCGGCAAAGACAAAACACGAAUUGCCCUGGGCAGAUAUCGCUGUGAUUGACAUUAGCAAGUUUGACCAGCCAGGUGGGAAGAAGCAGCUAGCUGAAGAACUUCGACAAGCUGUACACGAAACUGGCUUCUUUAGUCUCAUCAACACAGGCUUCACACCCGAGGAAGUGCAGCGCCAGUAUGACAUUGGCCAAGGUUUCUUCAACCUCGAUGCCGAAGAUAAGGCCAGACCGGGUAACACGUGCGACUUCUCCAAGGGGAACUACUUUGGAUAUAGAUCGGCGCAUGAUAAGAAGAUGCAAGGAACGGAUGUGCUCAACAAUGUCGAGUCGGUUAACAUCGCCAAAUUCAUCCCGAAGUACAAAGAUGAGCCAUUCCAUCCGUUCUUCGAGCCGUUCAGACAAGAAAUUGAAGACUUUUCAAGACGCUCUCUCGACCUAGCAAGCAAAGUCUUCACUCUCUUCUCCAUCAUCCUCGAACUCCCAGAAGACUACUUCUCCUCCCGCCACGCUUACGCCUCCCCGAGCGAAGACCACCUCCGCUACAUGGGCUACCACCCCCGCCCUCUCGCCGACGACCUCAAAGUCGGCAACACCUGGUCGCGCGCUCACACCGACUUUGGCUCCUUGACCCUCCUCUGGAGCCAGGACGUCGCGGGCCUCCAGAUUAAGACCUCUUCUUCGUCAAAUCCCAAUGGCGCGGGCGAGUGGCGCUAUGUCCCACCUGUGGACGGUGGCAUUGUCUGCAACGUCGGCGACACGCUUGAUUUCUGGUCCGCGGGGUACUUGAAGUCGACGACGCAUCGCGUUGUGAGGCCGCCUGAGGACCAGGCUCAUUUGUUUCGGCAGGGUCUGUUUUACUUUGUGAGGCCUGGUGACGAUGUUGAUAUUAAGCCUGCGCCGUCGCCGCUGUUGAAGAGGCUUGGGCUGAUUGGGGAGAAUGCGGAGGAGGCGGCGCCGGUGAGAGGGCUGCAAUAUGUCAGGGAACGGGUAAAGGAUUAUCACGAUCACAAUGAUUAUGCGGACAUGAAGGGCAAGAAGUUUCGGGUCGGCAAUCUUGAGAUUGAAGAUGAGGCGGAGUGA
Molecule: messenger RNA, 1131 nt
Organism: Colletotrichum abscissum
Lineage: Eukaryota; Fungi; Ascomycota; Sordariomycetes; Glomerellales; Glomerellaceae
Product: 2OG-Fe(II)oxygenase superfamily protein
Exons: 4
Coding region: 1-1131 (376 amino acids)
Molecular function (GO): 2-oxoglutarate-dependent dioxygenase activity
Source: RefSeq, a predicted model, not a curated record